AUGCCAUAUCGCCAUGAAAAGCAUGAAAAUGUACCGCUUGACAAGCAGUCUCCUCUGGGACUCCUCCCCAACUUCCGAAGACCUUGGAAUUGUAGCAGCCGGAUAGCAUACGAUGACAAGAUUUUCAACAGUGCAGACAAGUGUUGUAGCCAUGGGCACAAAGCUGAGGGUACAACAGGGCUUAAUUCGUCUGACUCAACGCAAGCUCGUAACAGCCUGGCCACCAGUCUCAAGACAAGAGAAAAUUACGCCAAGUCUCUGGGCUUCAGAGGCGAUUCAUUAAAGAAUUACAUCAAAAGAUGGGCUGUCAGGCGGUCUAUAAGAGCGAAGAGCAAAUACGAAGGGUCAAGGUCCCAUAAUCGAGAGGAUAGUGGUCAUGACAACCUAUCAUUGGAGGAUCAAGUGCAAAUUCUGGAAAACUUGAUGUCAUACGUGUGCAAAUGGUUCGUGAGGACGAAAGAACGCGUUGACCAGGCUGAACAUGUGCCGAGCAGGGCGACAAUGUUUGUGAUGAGACAGCAGCUCCGGCAUCUGGAGACGCUGUUGGUGACGGGGUUAAAAAAAUACGAGUGGAGCCUUGCCAGACCCGAGUUUCUGGGUCAGGAAAAGGAAAUGUUGCUGAGACACGAGAGUACCCUCUUCCCGUAUGAUGCCAGUGAGCAAAGUCCGUUGCUGGAGGACCUGAGUAUCUCAUAUUGCCCUGGCGACCUGUCCACGUUUGAGCCUCCGGGCGUGACCAUGCGCAAUGUCAACCGCCGGUUUGAAGAGACCACGCAGUAUGACUCGGAGGAGCAGGUGAACGAUGAGGCCGACGAGAAGGCGACCGAGACGAAGUUUUCUACGAGCCGUUCAACGACCACGUGUCAUGCCGUUGACCAGGCUCCAACGAUGACUGCAUUCGUCAGCCUUCAGCCGGUCGGUACUGGAGCUGGUCAGGCCUUUAAAUGUGUGGACACGGCAACGCUGGAGCCAAUUGGUUGUCGGGUCGUCGAAGGGGCUCCGGUACCCCUUGUCAAUCAGAUGGGCCAAUCUGAAGAGCCUGUCGGUGACCGACAAGACGACAUGAGGAAUGUAGCUUUGAAAGAGGCGAACUCUCCUUACGCCCAACGCCACAGCGACACCGAAGUGGGCUUGCCCUUUGACCACAAGUACAUGGGCCGAAGUGAUGACGACGGCCAAACGGCCGCGGCCAGAACCGGAAGAUGUGUAAAUGAGGAGGAGAAUAAGCAUUCUAAAGACGGUGUCGCCUGCACGCACGACAACACGGCAAGCAAUGACGCAACCGGUGAACCGAUGGACGGCAAGAGCAUACAACCGAGUGUUGCCAACGGACUAAAACGUAUGAAAUGCGUCUCGGAGAAGCGCGCCGAUUGGCAGUUGAAUCGUCUUACGGAAGAGGGGGAAAAAUUCAUUCGUGUUUUGUGUCGCUGUAAAGAAGAGUUCCUGGAAUACGCCAAUUUGCGAGGUGCCCUUCACGAGUGCCAACAAACCCGAAGCAAACUCCUCCGUGAAGGCGUUGACGUGGCUUCGGAGAACGGCGAGCCGCCGGGCUCCCUCUUGACGGUCGCUGAUACGAGCCCCGCGGUGUGCUCAGAUGCCAUCAGCAAUUUUUUAGUUAGGCACAACAAUGUAAUGAGCAGUACAGUUGUGUCGCCAAGGGCCGAAAGACCCCUCGUCUCCACGUCGUUGAGCCCAGGAAACUUGGGCACUGGGCGCGACCCGAAAAUGGUGGCGCAGACUCCGCCAGCUCCGAGGCCGGAGAGUCCGCAGUCGGGCCGCUCGUCGUCAACAGCCUCGCUCUCGAUACCCCUCGCCGUCGAGCCUGGGCCCGGAAGUGGGGCCACUUCGCUGUCUGGAUCGUUGACCAACUCCAUCGGAUCCGGGGGCGCCGAGGUUAAUGAACAUUUCAGAGCGGUGCCUGUGCGAGCUUUGGUGGAACCAGGCCCCAGAUUUACAAAAUCGUCCGGUACAGGACUGGCUCAGGCCAGGAUCAUGUUAAAAAGGCCGAAUGGAAAUCCCGCCUCGCAGGAGUUGCUGAGACGACGACACUUUGAUGAGGUCGAGCUGAGAAAAGGAGGUCUGGAAGGGGAGGCCAAGACACAGCAGAGGAGUCAGCCGAAUGUAUGA
Molecule: messenger RNA, 2127 nt
Organism: Protopolystoma xenopodis
Lineage: Eukaryota; Metazoa; Platyhelminthes; Monogenea; Polystomatidea; Polystomatidae
Source: the annotation of a GenBank genome assembly